This is a messenger RNA of Pneumocystis jirovecii RU7, 1443 nucleotides long. RefSeq lists its product as uncharacterized. The coding region runs from base 1 to 1443 and encodes 480 amino acids. The transcript is spliced from 9 exons. Gene Ontology annotation, biological process: single strand break repair; double-strand break repair. Gene Ontology annotation, cellular component: nucleus. Lineage: Eukaryota; Fungi; Ascomycota; Pneumocystomycetes; Pneumocystales; Pneumocystaceae. The record is from RefSeq and is a predicted model, not a curated record. Gene Ontology annotation, molecular function: 3'-tyrosyl-DNA phosphodiesterase activity; double-stranded DNA binding; single-stranded DNA binding.
AUGAAUCCUAAAAAUGAAGAAACUCAAGAUAAAAAAUGUGAUUUGAAAAUAGGUUUAUUGGAAGAUAAUUUUGCAGAGAAUUCUUUCUAUAUUUCUGAAGAGGAAAGUUUAUCAGACAAUAAGGCGGAUAAUAUUUAUGACUAUCCUUCAAAAAGAGUUUGUUUGACAAAUGACAAUAUACAUGUCAAAAAAUUCAAAGAAUCCAAAGAAUUAGCAUGUCUUGAAGAUAUUCCAUUUCCUAAUGGUACAAUUAAAAUUACAGCUGUAAAAGGAUAUAAAGAAACAACAUAUGAUAUAACAAUUGAGAAUGUUUUUCAAAAAGAUAUUUUAAAAGCAGCUGUUUUAUCUGCUUUUGUCAUCGAUCCAAUAUGGGUUCUUUCAAAAAUUCAGCUAUCUAAAACAAUAGUUGUUUUUAUUCAUCAUGCUAAAUCAGAUAAAGAGAAACAAGCUAUUAAUGAGCUAUAUCUUUGCUUUCCAAAUGUUUCUGCUAUUUUUCCUUCUAUGGAAGGCGCUAAUUGCAUGCAUUGUAAAUUACAGCUCUUAUUUUAUACUACAUACUUACGUGUAGUCAUUCCAAGUGCUAAUUUAGUUGAUUAUGACUGGGGAGAAACUGGAGUAAUGGAAAAUAGUAUGUAUAUUCAUGAUUUUCCUCGGAGAGAAUCAGCAUUUACAGAAUUUUCUACAAAUUUUGAAAGAGAUUUGUUUCAUUAUUGUAAAGCUAAGAAUUAUCCUGACCAUAUUCUUAAGAAAAUGCAAUGUUAUGAUUUUAAAAUGAGCAAAAAUAUCCAUUUUGUUCAUUCAAUACCAGCAAGGGCAUUGAAUAGUGUUGAUUUAAAAGACACAGGCUAUUUAUCUUUAGCUAGAGCAGUUCAAAAACUUGGGAAAGCUAGCAAAAAUGAUAUAGAAAUAAACAUUAUAACAUCAUCUUUAGGAUUAUUAAAAUCAGCAUUCAUGACUAAUAUCUAUCGUGCAUUAAAAGGCGACCAAACAAUUGCUUCUUAUAAUAUGGAUUUACAAUCUUGGAAAACUUCUAUAAAAGUACACUUUCCAAGCAUAAAUACUGUUUUGUCUAGUAAUGGUGGAAAAGAAUCAGCAGGCACAAUAUGCUUUCAAAAGCAAUUUUGGGAAAAUUUAGAAUUUCCAAAAAGUAUUUUAUAUGAUAUUAAAAGUGUGCAUAAAGGUUGUCUUAUGCAUCAUAAAAUUAUUCUUGUAAGAAACAGUGUCCCAUUACUAAAUUUUUUUUAUAUAGGCUCUGCAAAUCUUUCCGAAUCUGCAUGGGGGACUUUAAUACGCUCUAAAGCAAAAAAACCUAUAAUUUUAUGUAGAAAUUGGGAAUCUGGUGUAGUCUUGUCAUUAGAUAAUCAUUGCUCUUAUAUAAUCAAAGAAAUUCUUUGUGAAACUAGUUUACUACCUAAUUCAACACCAUGGAUCUUUCAUUCAUAA